AUGUUUUCCCCAUUUCCCCUCCUCCGUCUUCCUCGAUUGGUCCUGAGCGAAGUAUUUAAAUUGUUGAGUAUCGGUGAUAAAAUCAUGCUCUCCCUCUGCUCCAAAAGAAUCUCUACCCAAAUCAAUAAUGAUCGUUUGUACUCUCAAAAAGUUAUACUCGAUCUGCACGAUUUUGACGGAAAAAUCGUAGUUCACUUUGAAAACGACAGAGAUACAUUUGAAAUCUUCAUUUCCCCAGAAACCGAGAGAACUUUCAGAUCAAAUGCUCGACAAUAUUCUAUCGCAGGUUGUACUGUAAGAGUUACUAAAACCCGAAACGGAAUUAGAACACUCUGGAAGAAUUAUCAAGAUCAGAAAGAAGGAUUUCGCUCUGUUAUUCGACAUCUAUCGAAUAUGUUUCAAUGCAAGAUUCCAACUGGGAGUAAUUGCUGUGACAUUGUUUUAUUUGAAACAAGAGUUUCACUGUUGUUUGAUCUGCAAGUGGAAUUCGAGAGUCUCUGUGUUCGCUUUACAGGAUCAAAAGAUGAAAAUUUGUUGUUUAACCAGUUAUCCAGUGGCUUUAGACUGGUUGAGGAUCUUUGCAUCUCAUCUACUCCUGAUCCUGGUUUCAUCCCAGUUUUCUCUUCGUGGCCACAAGAAAUUAGUAUCUGGAGUUCCGCUUGGUUCACUUUGGAACAUCUUUUGGAGAGCACUUGCACUAGAAUUACACUUUGGAUUUCUCUACUGAAAAACAAGGAUUUGGAUGAGAUACUCAAGAAUUGGAAAGCUGGAAGGUUACCGAAUCUAAAACAUCUAUCGAUUGAUAGCCUGAACAUCACAAAUAAUGGAGAACAUAUUCUGGGAAUGAAUUUGAGGGAACUAGACGGAAUGGCUAUCCAAACGGAUGAUGGAUUAAAGAAGGCAACUAUUGAACGUCGAACCCAUGAUAUUUCGAUGUUUGUGACUCCAUUGGAAUGA
Molecule: messenger RNA, 957 nt
Organism: Caenorhabditis remanei
Lineage: Eukaryota; Metazoa; Nematoda; Chromadorea; Rhabditida; Rhabditidae
Exons: 2
Coding region: 1-957 (318 amino acids)
Biological process (GO): embryo development
Molecular function (GO): protein binding
Source: RefSeq, a predicted model, not a curated record